UCAAAUCAUAGCAACUCAUAAUCACAGCAACCUUCAACACAAAAGUCUUGACCACAAUCACUGCUACAAAAAAUGGCUCCAAAGUACGCCAAAGAUCAGCCCGCCGGGUUCGUGAAUCGCAUUGAGAAAGUGGCCGUCAUCGGCGCCGGCGGACAAGUCGGAAAAUGGAUUGCCGAAGCCCUCGUCAAGACAGGCAAGCACACCGUGACCGGCAUCACCAGGGCGGACAGCACCAGCCAACUACCCGCGGGCGUCGUCCCUGCCAAGGUCAAUUACGACGACGAGGCGUCUCUGGUCGAAGCUCUCAAGGGACAGCAGUUCUUGGUCAUCACCCUGAGCGUCUUCGUGGCCCCUGACACCCACAGCAAGCUGGUCAAGGCUGCUGCUAAGGCUGGUGUGCCCUAUGUUCUGCCUAACUUUUGGGGCUAUGACCCCUUUGAUGACGAGCUAUCGGAGCAGAUUGGCUUUGGGAAGCGCUUCAUCGAGUUUCGCGAAGAGAUCGAGGCUCUUGGUGUCAGUACCUGGAUUGCAAUGGCGUGCGGCUUCUGGUACGAGUUCAGUCUCGCGGGCAGCGCAGACAGGUUCGGCUUCGACUUCAAGGAACGCUCAGUCGUUUUCAUUGACGACGGCAACUUCAAGAUCAACACCAGCACCUUUGCCCAGACCGGCCAGGCUGUGGCCGCCUUCCUCAGUCUGAAGCUGUACCCGGACGACGCAGACGACAAGAGCCCCGCCAUCUCCAACUGGGACAAGAACUGCUUCUACAUCUCCAGCUUCCUCGUCAGCCAGCGCGACAUGUUCGAGAGCGUCAAGCGCGUCACGGGGACCACGGAUGCCGACUGGAAGAUCACGACCGAGAAGUCGCAGGAAAGGUAUGCCAACGGCAUCGCAGCCAUGCAGAAAGGUGACAUGGCUGGCUUCGCUCGGAUGAUGUACACUCGCAUCUUCUUCCCUGAGGGUAACUCUACCUAUGAGAAGACCAAGGGUCUGCAGAACGAUGUCCUUGGGCUGCCAAAAGAGGAUAUCGAUGAGGCUACCAAGGAGGCAGUGCGCCAAGCCUUAGAGGCAUGAAGACGAAUACGGUAGAUUCCAUAAAGUAUGCAGCAUUUUGAAAAUCUCCUAAGAACAAAUUCAACACUGUUGAAAUGUC
This is a messenger RNA of Cryphonectria parasitica EP155, 1150 nucleotides long. Its product is annotated as putative oxidoreductase CipA. Lineage: Eukaryota; Fungi; Ascomycota; Sordariomycetes; Diaporthales; Cryphonectriaceae. The transcript has 4 exons. The coding region runs from base 73 to 1071 and encodes 332 amino acids. The record is from RefSeq and is a predicted model, not a curated record. Gene Ontology annotation, molecular function: oxidoreductase activity.